GGGCGCUUAUUUGUUAGCUGAGAAAUUUUCAGCAGCUUCAGACAAAAUAAAUUUAAUGUUGAUUAAUUCUAUUUUAAACAAUUUUAUUUUUUCCAUUAUUCAUUGUAAAUUUUAAUUGUUGUUCCAUGUAAAUACAUCUGGUUUCACCAUGCCAGGAUAUCUUAAAUUCAUCGAACUUGAAAACUUCAAGUCUUACAAGGGACAACAAAAGGUUGGCCCAUUGAAACCUUUUACCGCGGUUAUUGGACCCAAUGGAAGUGGUAAAAGUAACUUUAUGGAUGCAAUUAGUUUUGUGCUCGGUGAAAAGGCAUCCAAUUUGAGAGUUAAAAAAUUAUCUGAACUGAUCCAUGGAGCAUCAAUAGGUCGCCCUGUCAGUAAUUCAGCAUCAGUCACUUUGGUGUAUGAAGACUCCGAGAGUGGUCGACAGACAAGGUUUUGUAGGUAUGUGCAAGGAGCCAGCUCGGACUAUAAGAUUGACAACAAUCCAGUGUCAAAACAGGAUUAUGCCAAAAGGUUAGAAACUCUUGGAAUCAACGUGAAAGCUAGAAAUUUUCUUGUCUAUCAAGGAGCUGUGGAGUCAAUUGCCAUGAAAAAUCCACGGGAAAUUACUUCACUGUUUGAAGAAAUAUCUCACUCUAAUGAGUUUAAAGAGUCUUACAUCAAUGAAAAGACUACAAUGGAUCGCAGUGAAGAAGAGUUACAUCAUAUGUUUGUCAAAAAGAAGGGUAUUGCUGCAGAAAAGAAGGAAGCUCAAGGCGAGAUCAAUGAAGCUAAGAGAUAUCAAACUCUUAAAGAGGAGCUUCAUAUUUUACAAGUUAACCAGCAACUUUUCAAAUUGUAUCAUAUACAAAAAGAAAUAGAUGGUCUACAAAGUGACUUGAAAAAGAAAAGAGAUGAUUUGGAUGUACAAGUUCGCAAGAAAGAAAAAGCAGAAGAAGAAAUUAAGAUCAAAAGGCAAAAUCUUAAUAAAAUAACAAAAACAUUGGCCAAUAUCGACAAACAAAUUCGAGAUGUAGAACUGAAUUUGAACAAGAAACGACCUGCAUACAUAAAAGCUAAAGAAAAUGCUUCUCAUAUCGAGAAAAAAUUACAAACAGCCAAAAAAUCAUUGACUGCUGCCAAAAAAGCUGACGAGAAUCAUCAAGAAGCAAUCAUGGAAUUAACUAAAGAGCUGGAAAAAGUUAACGAGAAAAUUGCAGUCUUUGAAAGUGAGAUGAAAGCUGAAGAUGCGAACAAAAAUCGGGAAAUCGUUCUUGAAGAAUCUCAGAGGCGAGAAUACAAUAGGUUGAAAGAAGAAGCUACUCGUUUGUCUUCUAAGUACUUGAAUGACUUGGAUUCAUUGGAGAGAAAGCAAAAGGCUGAUUCUGACAAAUACGAACAAGAACAAAGAGACCAACAACAAAUCCAGUCCAGAAUAAGAGUUUUGCAAAAUGAACUCGAAGAAAAUAUGAAAAGAAUUGACAAGCUUAAAGAUAACAUUUCAAUGAGUGAACAAAGUCUCAGUGAGUUAAGAAAAAAGGAGAAGGAAAUUGACGAAAUUGUCAGAUUUGCGAAAGAACGAGUCACCACCAUCAAUAAGAAACUUGAACAAAUAAACGGUGAAUUGGGAGAUGCCAAGGUUGACCGUCACGAAGAUGAAAGAAGGAGAAAGAAGGCUGAAGUUGUUGAUCAUCUAAAGAAACUCUAUCCCGGUGUUUACGAUCGUAUGUUAAAUCUUUGUAAACCCAUUCAUAAGCGUUACAACAUGGCUAUCACCAGAGUUAUGGGUAAACACAUGGAGGCAAUUGUUAUAGAUAAAGAAGAGACUGCUCGAAGAUGUAUUCAAUACCUCAAAGAUCAAAUGAUGGAGCCUGAAACUUUUCUACCUCUUGACUAUAUCGAAGUGAAACCUUUGAAAGAACGUCUCCGAAACAUUCAAAGUCCAAAAGGUGUGAGACUUGUUUAUGAUGUUUUGAAGUACGAUCCUCCGCAAAUUGAACGAGCUGUUCUAUUUGCCACCAAUAAUGCAUUAGUCUGUGAAACUCCUGAGGAUGCUGCUCAAGUUGCUUUUGAUUUGGGUGAUGGUCGUCGUUAUGAUGCUGUUGCACUAGAUGGUACUUUCUAUCAGAAGUGUGGUUUCAUCUCUGGAGGUUCCGCAGAAUUAGAAAGAAGAGCCCGUAGAUGGGACGAAAAAGAAGUCCACAAAUUGAAAUAUGAAAAAGAAAAAUUAGCUGAAGAAUUGAAAGAACAGCUAAAGAAAACUCGUAAAGAAAGUGAUCUAAUGGUAAUUCAAAGCCAAAUUAAAGGUUUGGAAACCCGUUUACGUUACUGUAGGAUCGAUAUGCAAGCCGCUGAGAAGCGCAAUGAAGAAAUUAAAAAGGAGAUAACGGAAAACGAGAAAAAAUUACAAAAUGAGAAUCCUGAAAUGGUUGAACUUAAAGAAGCCAUGUCAUCCCGGGAAGCACAAAUUAAUGAAAUUAAAACAGCUAUGAAUACCGUUGAAGAUGAAAUUUUUGAAAGUUUCUGUAAGGAACUUGGAGUUGCCAAUAUUCGUCAGUAUGAGGAACGUCAGACUCAAGCAAGUCAAGAGUUUGCUAACCGUAAAUUGCAACUGGACAAUGAAAAGAAUGCAAUUCUUAGUAGACUGUCCUAUGAAAAAAGUAAAGAUACGUAUGAUAACGUCAAACGUUGGGAGAAAGCUCUUCAAAUGGAGGAAAAAAAUCUCGAAGAUGCUAGAGCAACUGAGAAGAAAGAGAUGAAAGCCAUCGAGGAGGAAAUGGAUAGAGUGGAAGAAUUGAAAACUGAAAAAAUUCAAAAGAAAACUGAAUGUGACAAAGUAGAGGAUGCUAUAUCAGAGGAUAAACGUGCUCUAUCUAGUGUUCAAAAAGAGAUCAGUACCAUUCAGAAAUCGCUGAUGGCUCUUGAAUGUCGAUUAGAAUCAAAAAAAGCAGAUCGUCAUGCAGUUUUGACAACUUGCAAACUCGAGUGCAUUGAAUUACCUCUAGUAAGUGGAUCUCUAGGCACAAUAAGUUCCAAAGAUAGAAAUGGAAGUCAAAACACUGCAAACGGUACGGCUAACGGCACCGGAGGCGAUGAUGAUGAUUUUGAUGAUGAAGGAGCUCCAUCUACACAGCGUUCUUACGACAAUGACUCAACCAUAAUUCCAGACUAUUCAACGUUGAAAAAUAGUCUCAAACAUAUCGAUGAGCCGGAGGCAAUUAGAAAAAAAGAAACUGAAAUGAUGGGUGAAAUAAAUGCAAAAAAAGAUACUCUGCGAAAGAUCCAAGCACCGAAUAUGAGAGCAAUUGAUAAGUUGGAUGAUGUCCGAGAGCGUCUGCGAGAAACUGACAGUGAACUUAAUAAUUUGAGAGAAGCAUCAAAAAGAGCCAAGCAAAAUUUCGAAAGCGUCAAAAGACAACGUCUAAACGCAUUCAAUACUUGCUUUGAGGCUGUAGCUGCUCGAGUUGACAGUAUUUAUAAAUCUUUAACCGCCAACCAAAGUGCCCAAGCCUUCCUUGUUCCUGAGAAUCCGGAAGAACCUUACCUUGAAGGUAUUAAUUACAACUGUGUUGCUCCCGGUAAACGAUUCCAGCCUAUGAGUAACCUCAGUGGAGGUGAGAAAACAGUGGCCGCUCUUGCGUUGCUGUUUGCAAUUCAUUCCUAUAAACCAGCUCCGUUUUUUGUUCUCGACGAGAUUGAUGCUGCUCUCGAUAAUACCAAUAUCGGAAAGGUCGCUAGAUUUAUUCGUGAAAAAACAGAAUCAGAUACUCAAUGUAUCGUAAUCUCUUUGAAAGAGGAAUUUUAUGGUCACGCUGACGCUGUUGUUGGUGUAACAACCGAUCCUGGUGACUGUACAAUCAGCCACAUUUUCCUUGCAGAUUUAAGCUUAUAUCAGGAAUAGUCAAUCAUCAUUACCAUUAUUCAUUAUGUAUUACAUUCAUCCUUCAUCAGAUAUCCGUUUCAUUAUUACAUAAACAUAAAAAAUAUAAAUAUAAAAAAGGUAAAUGCCGAAGCACUGUUUGCGAUAAAUCUGAUCAUCAAAAUUAAGAGCUGUAACUUUAAUUGAUCCAAGUUGAAGGGAUAUUCUCAAAAUCGUUUUCAUCACUUCUCAUCCAUUGAAUAAAACUCAUUUUAAGAAUUACCAAAGACACACAUUAUGGUAUUUCAUUUAUACCAUAGUAUUAUCGAGGAUACGCAAUUCAACGCUUCAUAAUCAUCAGGAAACAUCAGUAAUUUGUUUGAAUUUCACAAUUUCUUAAAACAAUUCAAACGCUAACCUAAGGAUAAUGGCUAAAGAAAUGUUUAUUAAACACUUGAAUUGGUCAAGACGUUAAAUUGGAAAGAUUGGAUUAUAACUGGCUAACUUGAGACAGAUAUUCUGAUGAAAAUGAUUUUGAUAAUUCCAACCAAUAUCAUUGUAAUUAAUACAAUAAAAUACUUAAAUUACAUUUUUAGAUGAGACUUGGAAACGAAAUCUUCACAUUAACCAAAUCUAUCGAAAAUGGUCAAGGAAGCAACAAUAUUUUAUUUCAUUUCACGAAAAUUCACCUGAUUAUUCCUUUUUUAUUCUUACUCAAACCAUCAUUCAAAAAUCAACUAAUAAUGUAAAAAGAUUCAAAAUUAUGGAAAUCACUAUAUUCAUCAUUCAAAAAUUUUUCACUCUACUGUUUUCUUUCCAUCAUUAAACCAAUUACCGUAAAUGUUGAAAA
This is a messenger RNA of Tetranychus urticae (two-spotted spider mite), 4688 nucleotides long. It is a transcript of the gene SMC1, whose product is annotated as structural maintenance of chromosomes 1. NCBI's taxonomy places the organism in Eukaryota, Metazoa, Arthropoda, Arachnida, Trombidiformes, Tetranychidae. The record is from RefSeq and is a predicted model, not a curated record. Gene Ontology annotation, cellular component: cohesin complex; chromosome; nucleus. Gene Ontology annotation, molecular function: DNA binding; ATP binding; ATP hydrolysis activity. Gene Ontology annotation, biological process: sister chromatid cohesion.